AUGGCCGACAUUUCUAGAUGGAAAGGCUUUGCUGAUCACGAAUGGCAAGUGCACAAGUUUGGAGGAACUAGCGUGGCGAAUGCACAAUGCUUUCAACAAGUUGCUUCCAUUGUUGAGGAGAAGGCGGCUAAUCCUGAUUUACACAUUUGUGUAGUCGUGUCUGCGAUGGGAGGCAAGCCGAAAGUAACGGAUUUGCUUCUGAAUUCGGUGGAAGCAGCUUCUCAAAGAGACGAGGCUGGAGUUGAAGAGGCGUUAAGCUUUAUUCUGGACAAACAUCAAGCUUGUCUGAAGGAAUUGUGUCUGUCAGAUAAAUUGCAAGAGCAAGAUGAAAGUGAAUUGUUGGGUAUCAUUCGAUCCAACUUGAACGACAUUCGAGAUAUCUUGAAAACAGUAUCGCUGAUGAAAUGGAACGCUAGCAGGAUUAAGGAGCUAGUUUCAGGAUAUGGAGAACUCUGGUCUUCUCAGAUUCUGGCUAGAUUGUUGCAACGGCGACGUCCACUGACGGAUGGUGACGUGGGCCAUCACACAUACAACUACAUGGAUGCCCGUCGUAUCAUUACCAUUGAUGAAGAGGAGAUUAAGGAUGGGGCAGUGGUUUGGAGUACUUCUGAAGACAAAUUGGCAAUCGCGUACAAGGAAGAAACAGAAAAGGCGGUAGCUUUGUCAAGUCCAGAGGGAUCAAAGAUUCAUCUGGUAUGCACUGGGUAUGUAGCGUCCAAUACACAUGGCGUGGCAACCACAUUGCAACGAGAUGGCUCGGAUUAUUCAGCUGCCAUUAUGGGCCGUCUCCUUCACGCGACUGAAAUCAAUAUUUGGACCGAUGUUAGUGGUGUAUUAUCUGCCGAUCCCAGACGCGUUCCUCAUGCCUACCCGGUCCCAGAAGUCUCCUACAAUGAAGCCAUGGAACUGGCAUACUUUGGAGCCAAAGUCAUUCAUCCAAAAACCAUGCAACCAGCUAUUUCGAGCAACCCGCAAAUACCAAUCUACAUCAAAAAUACAUUUGAAGCCCAGCAUCCAGGAACUAGAAUUUUCACCACCUCGACCACGCACACAGAACCGGAGAAAUGCGUGUGUGGCUUUUCCUCCAUUGACAACAUGGCACUUAUUAAUGUUGAGGGAUCCGGAUUGAUUGGAGUUCAUGGUGUGGCCAAACGCUUGUUUGGUACGCUUGAGCAAGUUGGGGUAAAUGUGGUUCUUAUUUCGCAGGCGAGUUCCGAGCACUCCAUCACAUUUAGUACGAUCGAAGAUGAUGCAGAAAUGGCCAAGGAAGCUAUUGCGGAGGAAUUUGCAAAGGAACUUGCACAAGAGAAAAUCAAUAAUAUUGAUGUUACCGUCGGUUGCUCUAUCAUUGCCGCUGUCGGUGAUGGUAUGCACUUUGUCAGUGGAGUCAGUGGACGAUUCUUUGGUGCAUUGGGUGAUGCCCAAAUCAACAUCUUAGCCAUUUCACAGGGUUGCUCCGAGCGCAAUAUUUCUGCUGUGGUGAAACAGAGCGAAUCCACUCGAGCAUUACGAGCCUUGCACGCCGCCUUUCGUUUGUCGCAUACAACAGUUCGUUUGGCCAUUAUUGGUAUGAAUGAUGUUGGCGAAUCCUUACUUCGAUUGUUAGAAGUACAAAGGCCCGUGCUUCGCAAGACAUUCCAAGUUGAUUUGCAAGUGUGUGCGGUAGCCAAGGAUGCUAUAGACACGGACAUUAUAUUCUUGCAGUCAGAUGACAGCAAGGAAGACGGAGAAUCCAUCACCAUGUCGGAUGUGAAAUCAUUGGCCGCCCCUCCGGUAGAAUCUUCCAUUCAAUUCGAAGGAAGAUCCUCCAGCAAAGCAAUCGAGUCCUCCAAGAGCAAGGACCUAAAGCCAUUGAUGGAUCUCUUGUUACGCGGUGACCAUGGCUACCACAUGAUCUUCGAUUGUACCAAUUCUGUCAGCGCAAGUGCAUUCCACCCAGAUUGGUUAAACGCUGGAAUACACAUCGUGACAGCGAACAAUACAGGAUUAUCAGGUCCAUUUGAGCUUCGCGAGGCCAUUGACGAAGCCGAACAGCGAUUUGGAAAGCGAUCGGCGCAGUAUCUUCGAGAGGUUACGGUAGGGGGUGGAUUGCCAAUCAUUGGAACAUUGCGACAAUUGUUGAAUAGUGGAGAUAAGAUCCGUCGUGUUGAUGGGAUCUUUAGUGUGGCCAUCUCGUACAUUCUUUAUCGCAUAUCACCACCCAAAAGCACCAACAAUGAAUUUGAUAAAGAAUUGGCCCAAGGUGUCUUUCAAGGCGAUAUUGAACUGCCCACAGAGAAUGCCUCCCUUGACAAAGCUUGUUCCUUUAGCCAGGCCGUUGAAGAAGCCAUUGCGUUGGGCCUUACCGAAACUGAUUUACAGCAUGAUUUGAGCAACGAGUAUACCGUUCGUUCAUUAAUGGUCCUCGCCAAGGAAUUAGGACUUGAUUGGAGAGUGUCUCUGUCUGAAAUCCAAAGCAAGAGUGACAUUUUGUCCACCGAAGUGAACGAAUCAGCCGAUCAAAGAUUGUCGAAACGAGUAGAAGAAGCUCGUCAACGUGGAUGUGUAUUACGACAUGUUGGUAGUGUGGAUGUUGCCCGGCAGACCAUUGACUUGAAAUUGAUUGAAGUUCCGGAGAAUCACACCUUUGCCACGGCUCCUCCCAGUUGUUCGGUAGUUCGCUUCUUUACCAGUCGCUACCAGCCCUAUCCCUUGGUCAUUACGGGACCUGCUGCCGGUGCCGAUUGCACUUCAUCCGCCUUGUUGGCCGAAGCGUUGGGUUUGUUGAAUACAAAGAUUGGUCCCAAAACUGGCACGCUAGCCCGCACCGAAUCAAGUGCCUACAUGGCGUAG
Molecule: messenger RNA, 2832 nt
Organism: Cylindrotheca closterium
Lineage: Eukaryota; Bacillariophyta; Bacillariophyceae; Bacillariales; Bacillariaceae
Source: the annotation of a GenBank genome assembly